Molecule: messenger RNA, 1881 nt
Organism: Cololabis saira (Pacific saury)
Lineage: Eukaryota; Metazoa; Chordata; Actinopteri; Beloniformes; Belonidae
Product: maternal B9.15 protein
Exons: 5
Coding region: 147-986 (279 amino acids)
Biological process (GO): negative regulation of mitotic cell cycle; negative regulation of cell population proliferation
Cellular component (GO): cytoplasm; nucleus
Source: RefSeq, a predicted model, not a curated record
CGGUAAUCUGCGUGGACGUUGCAGCAUCGCGCUCACAAGUGAGAACAAGGAAGCAACAUGUGCUGAUCUGAUUGAUAAGUUCAACAACAGAGCAGACGAGCGACGGCAGCACGCAGGACGCAGCGCGGUAUAAUUACACAGACACCAUGAAAAGGGAGGUGAAGGCUGGAGCCAACUUUCUCAAACGUAUGGCUGUAGCACGAGGCAAGCUUGACGAAGCCAAAGCCGAGCUGUUUGCAGUGAAGCUAAAGAAACUUUUAUGUGACAAAUACGACGACCACUGGUACCCUGAGUGUCCCAGCAAAGGCCAGGCGUACAGAUGCAUACGGAUAAAUAAAGGAGAACCCUGUGAUGAAGUUGUCCGUAAGGCCUGCGAGGAGUGUGAGCUCGCCCCCAGCGAGCUGGGGCUUCCCCAUGAGCUCACACUAUGGAUUGACCCGUUGGAAGUGUGUGCAAGAUCCGGGGAGAACAGCAGGCCCUUCACAAUAGCCAGUUUCAACGAAAAAGAGGAAGAUGAGGAGAGCUUGAAGGGAAACCGGGAGGACGGCUCUGUGAACCUGGACACAUCAGAUUACCACUCGGCUACCUCAUCAGAUUGUGGUUCCGCUGCGUCGAGCGACACGGAAGAAAAGGACGGCGAGCUGGAGGGAAAGCAAGAAAAACAGAAGCAGGCUGUGAAGGAGGGAGCAGAAAGCAACACCUGCUCAAUAAAGAUGGUGCCCAGGGUUCGGAAGUGGCACGAAGAUGGGCUGAAUAAGGGAAAAUACCUCAGAAAUAAGAUCCCUGCUAGCCUCCAGUACUUCUACCACCCGACACCAGUGUGGCCUCAGAAGGCUGCGCCGGUGUUCCUGACCACAGUGUGUGCACCUACAGUGCCACCACCUCCACCGCAACACGUUUUUGGCUACUACUUUGUGCCGCAGCCAUCGCCCCAGUUCAUCCUGCCUCAGGCCGCCCUGCAGCCGUGGGGGGCGGUGAAGGGUUAGACUGUCCAGAGACUGCUGGCUGGAGGGCAGCUAGAGCUUUGCAUGCUCUUUUAACUGAGCCAUGGCAUGAAAGUUCUAUGACUUGGGCCAAAAACAGAUUUAUUGUAUGUAUUUUUUUUUCCUUUUUAAAAAUUUUUAACAUUUUAUAACUUUGAUAAUGUGACUGCCACUGAACCUGAACACAUUGUAAUCUGCUGUAUCUCCAAAAUUAAUUUUCUUGCGUACUGUACUCUUUAUGAAUGACUUGAGUCACUGGGUGGGUAGACUAACUCAGGGACUUUUAUGUUUUAAGCCAAAUAAUUGACUUUCUGUGUUGUCUGUCAUGAUCUUUGCCAGUUAGUUUACUAAAUAUGUCCACUGUGUACAAAUCAAUCUUUGUAGAAUAUGAUUCAGGGUUUUAAUAUUUUUGUAACUAGUCACAAUAUCUGUAUUUAGAUUAUUUUUCACUAAAUGACUUGUAAAAAGUCGUGAACAUGGGUACCAUAGUAUAAUGCACGUUUCUCUUUACUUUUAUGUAAUUUAUUUGGGCACCACUAGAUGGUGCUCAAGUAACACCUUUUAAUGAACUGCUGUACAGUACAAUUCCUGCUUGAGAAAAUACAAGCACAUUUUCUUUUUUUAAAGCUGCUUUCCCAAGGCUGUUUUUUUUUAAAGAAAAACAACUAUUUAUUGUAAAAUCAUUCCUUACAAGAACCUGCUAGAGCUUUAUACAUUGAAUGCAAAUGCAUGCUCCACUCAAUUAUGUGAUCAUUUGAAUGCAUAUUUAUUCGGUUUUCUUGCCACUUUUAAGAUUUUGUCUUUUUAUUGUUUUUUUCCUCUCACCUUUUUUCAGUAGAAAUAUACUUUUCUUUUUACUCCAGAUUAAACCGAACUUUUACCUGAAAUCUGAGUGUCC